Messenger RNA from Python bivittatus (Burmese python), 3318 nucleotides. It is a transcript of the gene TBL1XR1, whose product is annotated as TBL1X/Y related 1. Gene Ontology annotation, cellular component: histone deacetylase complex. Gene Ontology annotation, biological process: regulation of transcription by RNA polymerase II. The record is from RefSeq and is a predicted model, not a curated record. NCBI's taxonomy places the organism in Eukaryota, Metazoa, Chordata, Lepidosauria, Squamata, Pythonidae. Gene Ontology annotation, molecular function: protein binding; transcription corepressor activity.
GUAUGGCUGGCCACCUCUCUCUCCCCAGUUGCUGAGCGCCGUUGGCUGUUCAGAGCGGUUUUGGCUCCUUCCCUUAGUAACAGCUUUUACAUUCUGCCUCAAUUCCUCUUCAAUCGAAAUCACACACACACACACACGCUCACACAUACACGCACACGCAGACCAUUACUUUUUUUUUUUAUCGCCUCCUCCUUCCUGGGGACUUGGUCUAUAAUUCUCCCCCACCCCCCCUCGCUUCCCAUCCCCCUCCAGCAGCACCGCCACACACACACCUCACCCAGACUCGGGUCAUAAUUGAAUACAUUGCAUUCCCCCCUCCCGGUGGCUACUUGAAGUCUUUUUCUCUCCCUUCCCCCUUUGGGCUGCACCCGCAAUUGCAAAUCCAUAUAUUAUACCUCUUAGAGAAGGAGGAAGCUGCAUGAAAUAUAGCUCUAUGUGUGUGAGCGUGGGGGGCUUUUUCCUCCUCUUUUGCCUCCAUUGCAAAAGGAGGGGGGGCGGAGAGCCAUACUAAGCCAUCAAUUGCAAGUACCAUCUUCCUGUGAUAGGAGGCUCCUAAGAGGAAACCUUCUACUUAUCAAUGCACGACCAAUGGGUUAUAUCCUUCAUCGUGACCUCAUGGUUUAAGCGGGCAUAAAGAUGAGUAUAAGCAGUGAUGAGGUUAACUUCCUCGUAUAUAGAUAUUUGCAAGAGUCCGGGUUUUCUCAUUCAGCAUUUACCUUUGGUAUCGAGAGCCAUAUCAGCCAGUCCAACAUCAAUGGUGCUCUGGUGCCCCCCGCUGCUUUGAUUUCAAUAAUUCAAAAAGGCCUGCAGUAUGUAGAGGCGGAAGUCAGUAUUAAUGAGGAUGGUACUUUGUUUGAUGGUAGGCCGAUAGAGUCUCUCUCGCUGAUAGAUGCCGUGAUGCCAGAUGUGGUGCAAACAAGACAGCAGGCGUACAGAGACAAGCUUGCUCAGCAGCAAGCAGCAGCCGCAGCGGCCGCAGCAUCAACAAAUCAACAAGGAUCUACGAAAAAUGGUGAAAAUACUGCAAAUGGAGAAGAAAAUGGAGCCCACACUAUAGCAAAUAAUCACACAGAUAUGAUGGAAGUGGAUGGUGAUGUUGAAAUCCCUCCUAACAAAGCAGUCGUGCUGCGGGGUCAUGAAUCUGAAGUUUUCAUCUGCGCCUGGAACCCUGUCAGUGAUCUUUUGGCCUCAGGAUCUGGAGAUUCAACGGCAAGAAUAUGGAAUCUUAGUGAAAACAGUACCAGUGGAUCUACGCAGCUGGUGCUUCGGCACUGUAUACGAGAAGGAGGACAAGAUGUACCAAGUAACAAAGAUGUAACAUCUCUGGAUUGGAAUAGUGAAGGUACGCUUCUAGCGACGGGGUCAUACGAUGGUUUUGCAAGGAUAUGGACUAAAGAUGGUAAUCUCGCCAGCACAUUAGGACAACAUAAAGGUCCCAUAUUUGCGUUAAAAUGGAAUAAGAAAGGGAACUUCAUUUUAAGUGCAGGUGUGGACAAGACCACAAUUAUUUGGGAUGCACAUACUGGAGAAGCCAAGCAGCAGUUUCCUUUCCAUUCUGCACCAGCAUUAGAUGUUGACUGGCAGAGCAACAACACAUUUGCCUCCUGUAGUACAGAUAUGUGUAUUCAUGUCUGUAAGUUAGGUCAAGAUAAACCCAUAAAAACCUUCCAGGGCCACACAAAUGAAGUAAAUGCAAUCAAAUGGGAUCCCACUGGUAAUCUUCUGGCUUCUUGUUCCGAUGACAUGACUCUAAAGAUCUGGAGUAUGAAGCAAGAUAGUUGUGUUCAUGACCUGCAAGCCCACAACAAAGAAAUUUAUACUAUCAAAUGGAGUCCUACAGGGCCAGGAACAAACAAUCCAAACGCCAAUCUUAUGUUAGCAAGUGCAUCCUUUGAUUCUACGGUCAGGUUAUGGGAUGUAGACCGAGGGAUUUGCAUCCACACCUUGACGAAACAUCAAGAACCUGUGUACAGUGUAGCUUUCAGUCCUGAUGGUAGAUACCUGGCCAGUGGCUCUUUCGACAAAUGUGUACACAUCUGGAAUACACAGACGGGUGCUCUGGUGCAUAGUUAUCGGGGAACAGGAGGCAUUUUUGAGGUUUGCUGGAAUGCAGCAGGAGACAAAGUUGGAGCGAGUGCUUCAGAUGGUUCAGUUUGCGUACUAGAUCUACGGAAAUAGCGCUACUAGUUGGAAGCCAUGGACCGACUAUGAAUGUGUACAUAGCCAAAAUGACUGUCCCCAUGACCCAUGUACUGCUAUUGUCCCAACUGAACCAUGGCCAGUCCACUACAGCCAAACCCGAAAUAAUUAAAUACAUGUACUGUACAUUUUUUUUAAAAAAAGCAAACGAUUAUACCCUGAAGAAGAUGACAGAGUGAUGUCACAGCUUGUGAAGCCUGUUCACCAAGUGCUGGAAUUUGCUGCAGCCCCCCCAAAUUUGGAAGUGGGAGGAAAUUAAAAAACAGGACAAGAGAGAAAGAGAACCGAAUUAUACAAGCAGCCCUUUGAGAGUAUCAGAUUGAGGAAAGCGAUGUAUGGCUUCUUUUUUCUUUCUUCUUUCUCCUCUUUCCUUUAUUUUCACCCUUCUUGAAACUUUGAAAGUUUUUUUUCUCCUUUUUCACCCCUCCACCCCCACCCCCAGUUAGGUAAUGCGCAGUUUUCAUGUACAGGGAAAACAGAUUUGCAUACCCCUGCAACGGUGAUUGGUUCAUUGCUUCUUCCCACCAUGCUCUUAAGUUUUACUGAUGCUGAAAGCAAGGAUGUGAAAUCUUUCUAGGUAUGGUAGAUCUUUUCACUAAAAAUUGGAGGGAGGGGAAUCCUUUUCGGCAGUUCUUUUGAAUUCCUCAUUUUUUAACUUCAUCGACAUCUGGCAAGUAUUACGUAUAUCUGCUCCCGGUUUAGAUAAAGAGGGGGGAAAUAACUCCCAUCCUGACAAAUGAGGAUCAACAUUCCUUUAUCUUUUCAUCAGAUCCAGUAGUUACAAGCUCAGAUGCUGCCCCUUGGCUUCUUAUGGGUGAUGACCGUCCCAAAAAGCAGCAGUCCCUGACUUGAGACAUUUCUGCCAAGCCUAAGAGGGUACAAGAUGUAAGAGGGCACAAAAACUAAGACUGAGAGGUUUGGAAUUUGAUACCCACAGUAGGGAGUUGUGUCAAUGGAUUUGUGAGCCUGGUGAUAUGGUUAGUAAGCCCUUGUGUACCCAGAUCCUGGGGAUGGUGGUGGUAGGCUCAGGUAGUCCCAGCUUCUGUGGUCUGUACAUUCCAAGUUUAAGCAAAAGACAACAAAACUGAAGAAUUGGAUCCUCUCUUUCUUCAAAAGCAU